AUGGCAAGUGCACUCACAUUGAGGAGUGGUACUCAGAUUAAUCUUGAGGAUAAGUUUGGGAGAGAGCAACUAGAAAAUUUUAGCCAAAGCACUACAUAUGAAGAACUUGAAAAUCAAUAUGAGAUUGAUGAACACGCAGAACUAGCUAAGGAGAAGAAAAUGAAUGAGGGUUCAACAAGUCAGCACACUAAUGGUGAAAAAUUAUUUGCCAAGGCAAAAGUUGCUUCACCACCUGUAGCGGAUGAAGUUAGACCUACACCACCUUUCCCUCAGUGGUUAAAGAAACAUAAUGACAAGAAUCAGUUUAGAAAAUUUGUUUAUGUUCUUGAUAGCUGCAUAUCAAUGAGAAAGGUGGAAAGAAUAGAAAUUGUUGCCAUGAUUACAGAAUGUUGUUCAACAAUGAGUAAACUUCCUCCAAACCAAAAAGAUACUGGUAGCUUUGUUAUAUUAUGUUUCAUCGGUGAUAGAUAUAUUGGAAGAGCUCUUUCUGACUUGGGGUCAAGCGUAAAUCUGAUGCCUAAGUCCAUCUUUUUGAAACUUGGAAUGUGUAGUGCUUGA
Messenger RNA from Hibiscus syriacus, 558 nucleotides. RefSeq lists its product as uncharacterized. The record is from RefSeq and is a predicted model, not a curated record. The transcript has 2 exons. Lineage: Eukaryota; Viridiplantae; Streptophyta; Magnoliopsida; Malvales; Malvaceae. The coding region runs from base 1 to 558 and encodes 185 amino acids.